Juglans regia (Persian walnut) is the source of this 633-nucleotide messenger RNA. RefSeq lists its product as uncharacterized. The record is from RefSeq and is a predicted model, not a curated record. Bases 1 to 633 code for a protein of 210 amino acids. NCBI's taxonomy places the organism in Eukaryota, Viridiplantae, Streptophyta, Magnoliopsida, Fagales, Juglandaceae. The transcript has a single exon.
AUGGCUAACUCGACGUUUCCGUUUCAAUUUCCGCAUUUGACAAAGGAGAAUUAUGAGAAUUGGUGCAUUCGAAUGAGGGCUUUGCUUGGAUCUCAAGAUGCAUGGGAGAUCGUAGAGAAAGGCUAUGAGGAGCCUAGAGAUGAAGCUUCGUUGAGUUCUAAUCAAAAGGAGGCUUUGCAAAAGUUGCGGAAGAAGGACCAACAAGCUCUCACGCUCAUCCAUCAAUGUUUGGAUGAAGCAAUGUUCGAGAAAGUGGCCAAUGCCACAACUUCCAAGCAUGCAUGGGAGAUCUUACAAAACUCCUAUCAAGGAGUUGAUAAAGUGAAGAAGGUGCGGCUUCAAAUGCUACGAGGUGAGUUCGAAGUCCUUCGUAUGCAAGAAUCUGAGACGAUUGCAGAUUAUUUUUCAAAAUUGUUGGCCAUUGUGAAUCAAAUGAGGAGAUAUGGAGAAAAACUAGAGGAUGUCCGGGUAGUUGAGAAGAUUCUUCACUCGUUGCAUUCAAAGUUCGAUUAUAUUGUGGUGGCUAUCGAAGAGUCAAAAGACUUGGAGAUGAUGACGGUUGAUCAACUCAUGGGAUCUCUCCAAGCCCAUGAAGAGAGACUCAAGAAGAAGAAGGAAGAACCUAUUGAGUAG